Adineta ricciae is the source of this 2766-nucleotide messenger RNA. Lineage: Eukaryota; Metazoa; Rotifera; Eurotatoria; Adinetida; Adinetidae. The record is from the annotation of a GenBank genome assembly.
AUGGCAUCCAAUAUGAAUCAAGAUCUUGAGCAACACAGACGAAUAAUAUUCAUUCACGAUUUGAAUCCCAAUACCGAUCGUGAAACGUUGAAGAGAUAUGUGUCGACAUAUUCAAACCGUAUCGAGCGAUUAACUGUUCCUCGCGAUGAAAAAGGACGAAGCAAAUUACAUGGCAUCGUCACAUUUUUCGAUAAAGAAAGUGUUGACGCUGUUAUGAAGGAUCGUGUUCAUGUCAUUGAUAACAAACAGGUUUUUAUUCAUCGAUCCGUUCCAAUGCAAGCGUCGGCAAAAGCUAAUCAAGGAAUUCAACAAUUGAUCGUUUCUACUUUAGACAAUAGAACACUAUUUGAAAGGGAUAUUCGUGAUCAUUUCCGUACAUACGGUAGAAUAGAGCAUAUCAAUAAAUUACACCAGAAUGGAACUGUUUGGAGUAUACACUUUGACUAUUAUGAUGCUGUGCAUCAAGCUAUAUUGGCUUCACCUCAUCGUGUCCGACAAGUCGAUGUCGAUGUUAAGAUAGGUGAACGAAAUAUGACGGCGAGACAAUUUCCAGCAGACACACAAGAGAAUGAAUUAAAUGACGCCUUUGAAGCGAAGCCAAAAUAUCGUCCUCCAAGGUCGAAUGUAACUAUUAAUGAGGAAGUCUCUUCUUUCACUCUACCUGAUCAAUUAUAUUGCAUUCAUAUCACAAAUUUACCACGUGGGAUUGAUGCUGAAACAUUGUCGAAAACAUUCGAUUGGGAUGUUUACGACAUUCUGAUGAAUCCGUGCGACAACGAUUUAAGUGUUAAAACCGAGUGUUGGUUAAAGAAUGCGAAUGGUGAAGAAGAAAUCGAUAACUUCAUACGACGUUGGAAUAGAAAAAGUAUUGAUGGUUUAAUUAUUCAAUGCGAAAAGAAAGAAGAUCAAUUCGAGCUCUGUACUAAAUUUCAAAUUGGCCAGUGUGGAUACGGCGCUAAUUGUUAUUGGGAUCACAUACCUUGCACAGCAAAUGGCACUUGUGCAUCAGCUUGUCCUUAUGGUCAUGAACAAGGCAUGAAGACUGUACCGAAUCCUUCUGACGGUGAAAAACCAACACCCGUUGUUUAUCGAAUCAAACUGAGCGGUUUCCGAGCACCAGUAAGCCCUGAAUAUCUCAAUCGAUGGUUUGGCGCAAACAAUAAAUAUUAUAUUGAUAGCAAACAUAAUUGCAAUGCUUACAUAGUGAACAUUAAGUCAAUAAAAUAUGCUAAACAAUUAAUGAAGAAAUGGAAUAAUCAGAACAGCGAUGGACAAACAAUCAAAUGUCAACUGGAGCUCAGUCCAAUAUUAUUUAAUCGUUCCCGAUCAGAAACACAGUCGAUGAAUAGAGACCGAGCACGUAGUCGUCCACAAGAUGCGACCAGUCUACGAAGUGAUUCUGAUCAUUGUACAAGAGACAUCACAUUAAAACCAUUGAAUAACAAUGAAAUCAAAGAGCUGGAUAGAGACACCCGUCUCUUUGCUGAGCCUAUUCGUAAUGUUAUUCAUGCUCAAUUUCAAACCAAAAAACGUUCACUGCCAAGUGAUGCACCAUCAGAUGAAUGGGAAGUGACCAGUAAAGCAACGAAUAGUGAUGAUAAAGUGCUACUCAUUCGUCACGUCAAAAAUUCAAACCGUUUGGGAGUGAUUAAAAUCUAUUCAUCUCAAUCUUCUAAUUCUGCUGAUGUUCAUCGAGAGUUAAUUAUCAUGAAACGUCUCAAAGAUGUCCAAGGUGUGAGUCAUCUGAUUGAACCAGAAAAUGCAUCGAAUAACCUUGUUCGAUCACAUGCAACCAGUGACAAAUUGUGGAUGAUUAUGGAACGAGCACCUGGCUGUUCGUUGAAAGAAUNUGUAAUCCAAUACAGUCAAGCAAAAAGGGUAUCCGAUGGAGCAUAUAUCUCAACAUCAUCGCCAACACACAAAUGGUAUGAUGCACCACAAUCAAGCGAUGGAGCAUUCGUUUCGACAGUGGAUGCAUCUGGCAUUUGCGCUAUUCUCUUCUGGUUGUUGACACAGAGAACACUUGUACACGGCAGAGAUGAACUGCCUCAUCUACAAUUUUAUGAUAGAAUAAAUGAUGUUAGCAAAGAAGCUGCUAAAUCUAUCGAUAUAAGACGAACGGCCACUCUUGGAGAUCAACUGAGAAAAUACUUACUGACUACGUUUGACCGUGCUUUUGGCUAUCCAGGUCAUCAUCCAUGGACACUUGAUGAUUUCGAAUGUCGUCUCAGAUCAAUUCUUCAGUUACUCAUCCCGGUCGAACCAAAACUUGAUGCAGUUGAUGGUAUAAUACAGGAGUUGGCGUCUAUCGCCGAAGCAUCAUCGACUACUUCGACCAUGAUGGACAACGUUUAUGAAGAUAAGUUUAAGCAGGCGUCGCAAGCAUUCUGUCAAUCGAAAAAAAAUUUCGUUGAAACCGGCCGAAAUCAAUAUAUAUGGUCUGAUGGCGGUUGUGCAUGGGUUUGUCAUCCGCACACGUCAAUGAAUGAAUGUUACAAUGAUGAUAUACUAACAUAUCAGUCAAGUCAAGGACGAAUAACAAUUACAUAUUCAAUCAUUGUUAGGUGUUUAGCAAAAUGUAAUGAAGAAGGUCGAGUGAUUGUACUAUCGAUUAGUAGUGACGUGAACGGUAGGACGAUCGAAAUUCCAAUCGGUGAAUAUUCGACAGCCCAGGACUAUCAAAAGGAUGUGGUUGAACUUUUUCAAGUAGAGCUAAAGAACUUAUUUUUAGCUGUUUAUAAACAAAGAACAGAAAAAUGUUCAUAA